Dovyalis caffra is the source of this 2475-nucleotide messenger RNA. NCBI's taxonomy places the organism in Eukaryota, Viridiplantae, Streptophyta, Magnoliopsida, Malpighiales, Salicaceae. The record is from the annotation of a GenBank genome assembly.
AUGGAGUUGUCCCAACCUGUCUUUGAUUCCAGGAUCGAUAGCAGCUCGACUUCCGGCAUUGAUGAGCUAGAGGAGCAAGCAGAACGGGAAAACAGGGACAGAGGCAAUGAGUUCCACUGCCAUCCAUUACUUCAGUUAAGUGCACGCCUUCCGGUAAAGGAAGUCCGGGGAAUGCCAUCAAGUAAGAAAGCAGCAAGUUCAGUCUUUUCAGGUUUUUCCGAUAACACGUUGUGGCCGCAAGGACCAUCUCACAUCGAGACAACAAAUUUCUUACUGGUAUUUGAGAAUGCAGUUAAGGUGGUUAAUGCUCCGCGAGUGAUAGCUAGGCCAAGAGAACCCUUUCCCCGAUACCAUGUCAGAUCUGGUGAGAGUGAGGUACUGAAGGGCGCCAACAAUGCUACGAUAUUCUGUUGCAUCAGAGAGAGGCCUCGUAUGCAGAGAGCUUUGAGCCAGACGCAAGGGGUGUGGGACAUGGCUUGGAGUCUUGCAUAUGAGUGCGAGGAAAGAGCCUCGCUCCUAGCCUCUAGACUGAAACUUCACCUUCAAGCAAGGCUUGAGAGCAAAGGAACCUGGGUACGGUCGAAUAAUCCAACCUUGGCUUGCUUGCCUGAGCCUGCCUUGCAUACUGAUUUCCGUUGGUUCUUGGUUUUGGUAAGGUUUUCCUCUUCAAGUAGUAAGGCUUUGCAUUCGCAGGAACUAGCCCGUUGCGGUAACAUCGUUCAGAGUUCCAGUUCGGAACCGAGCGUCAACCAAGGGCCAGAGAGGAAUGGUGCGGAUGCCGGACCUUCUGGCACACCAAGCUCCUCCUCAUGGGAGGAAGAUUCAUUCGGAUUACGGGUCCUUGAGGAGUCGUCUUAUGGCACAGACACAUCAAGAGAGGGCCCGCUGGAGCAGGCGGCUAUACCUUUUCCUCCUGCUAAUCCAGUCGCUUCCCCGGAGGCGGCUCAAGAGGCGCUUCCGCAAGCGCCAGCACCCGCUGAAGCUGCCCAUCCCGUUCCUAACCAAGAGGAGGUUGCGGCACUCAGAAGGGAACUUCAUGUCUUAAUCCAAGAACAGAUUCGUGCAGAAUCCGAAAGGGGGCGGGGUCCGCUGUCCACUCAGUUUCCGGAACAGAGGGAAUUCAAUUCUGAAGCCGCCCACAAUCUAAUGGCGCAGCUGGAGCUCUCUGGGGAGACUGACACGGAUAGUCUCCGCGAAUGGGCGGAGAGAAUAAGAGGAGAUCCAAGUCUCCUCAAACCCCUUAUUGUACCUGUAAUUGUGAUCCGUUUGCCAGAACCGAGGGGUCUUUCUGUGGAAACCUCCACGAACAAUCGUCGUUUUUUGAUGGUUUUUCCGCUUCUCACAGCUGCUCUUUUCACACCUCCGGAUAUCUGGUGCCAAAUCGUCGCCCGUUUCCUUAUUUCUUUGAUAAUAGAGUUGGCUAUCUUUGUGGCAUCGAUUGUACAAGUUCGUGAAGAGGCUCGGUUGUCUUUCUGUUGUGUUCCUGGAAUAAUGGUAUACAAGAAUAGAUUGCCUUUUAGGAGUGGAAUUGGGUACCUGUCCCAAGGCGUACUUCCUUGCCUGAUCAUGGUCAAAGCCGAAAGACUACUAUUGAUCGAUUGCCUUUUCCUGACGGAGUUGCUCGAUGCCCUUGCUUUUGACCGCGAAAGCGCACUUCCAACUCUCAGCUUUCCUUUGAUCCCUUCCCUUGAGAAUCUUACAAGCUCGGAUCUCGGUUUUCCUUUCUCUCGAGCUGCUUCUCCGAUCCCUUAUCCGUUAACGGAACCAUGGCAAUUAGGAUUUCAAGAUGCAGCGAGCCCUAUGAUGCAAGGAAUAAUGGACUUACAUCACGAUCUCUUUUUCUUCCUCAUUCUGAUUUUGGUUUUCGUAUUAUGGAUCUUGGUUGGCGCUUUAUGGCAUUUCCACUAUAAAAAGAAUCCAAUCCCGCAACGGAUAGUUCAUGGAACUACUAUUGAGAUUCUUUGGACCAUUUUUCCUAGUCUCAUCCUUAUGUUCAUUGCUAUACCAUCAUUUGCUCUCUUAUACGCAAUGGACGAGGUAGUAGUAGAUCCAGCCAUUACUAUGAAAGCUAUUGGACAUCAAUGGUAUUGGACUUAUGAGUAUUCAGACUAUAAUAGUUCCGAUGAAGAGUCACUCACUUUUGACAGUUAUAUGAUUCCAGAAGAUGAUUUAGAAUUGGGUCAAUUACGUUUAUUAGAAGUUGACAAUAGAUUGGUUGUGCCAGCCAAUAGUCAUCUACGUCUUCUUGUAACAUCUGCUGAUGUACUUCAUAGUUGGGCUGUCCCUUCCUUAGGUGUCAAAUGCGAUGCUGUACCUGGUCGUUUAAAUCAGAUCUCUAUUUUGGUACAACGAGAAGGAGUUUACUAUGGUCAGUGCAGUGAGAUUUGUGGAACGAAUCAUGCUUUUAUGCCGAUCGUCGUAGAAGCUCUUUCUUUGAAAGAUUAUUGUGAUUGGGUAGACAUUCAUCAAUUUUAA